UGUACCACGUGACCCGGCUGUCAAAGAUGGCCCCCUCCUACUGGGUGUGAGAGGACCGACAGCUGACAAAGGAAACAAAUCUGUCCAGAAAGGACGGCAGCGAUUCAUAGCGAUUCACUGCACACGUCCGCUCAAACAACGCUGCGCUUGUAUGCAAGGGAAAGUUACCUUCCAAAUGAUGAAGCCUGUAAGAGAGAGGAAGUGACAGAAGAAGGCCUUCAUUGCUGCACACCAUCUGUUCAGAUCAACCCUCCUCCCUCUCUGUGAGCGCCCACCCUCCAGCCAUGCAAAUCAACCCGGUGCACGUGGAGUCCACUGUAGUUUUGGCAGUGGUACUAUGUGUCCACAUGGCGGUCUGGAACCAGCACUCCUGGUGCAGCAUAGCCCUGGUGAUCCAGGCUUUCUACGUGCAGCAUAAAUGGGACCGUCUGCUCAGGUCUGGGGGUGCUGUGUUCCAGUUUCGCCCCUCAGCGAACAGCGGCAUUGUUCCGGCCUCUAUGGUAAUGCCUUUGUUGGGCCUGGCACUGAGAGAAAAGUGCUCUGCCUCAGGGAAUGUCUACUUUGAGCGCUUCUCCAUGGUGAUCACCAUCACAGGCAUGAUGCUAGCCCUUUUCCUCUCCCUGAUUGCACUGGGCAUCACAAGACCUGUUCCCACCAACACUUGUGUGAUUGCAGGAAUGGCCGGCAGCGCAAUUCUCUACACCACAAAGCAGACCCUGACUGUGUCUGAGGUCAUAGAGGUCUUGGAGGUGCUGCUGAUCUUUGUCUAUCUCAGCCUGAUUGUGCUUUAUCUGCUGCCGCGCUGCUUCACACCCGGAGAGGCACUCCUCAUUGUCGGUGGGAUCAGCUUCAUCGUGAACCAACUCAUCAAGCGCUCCCUGAACCUGGCGGAGGUCAAAGGUGACCCGGUGAACUAUUUCCUCCCGGUGUUAGUGGUGGGCUCGUUGCUGCUGGGCGUUUUCUUCGCCCUGCUCUUUUGUUUCAUGGAGUCUGAGAGCUGGGGGUCAUCACUCUUCUUUCACAUGAUGACAGCCGUUCUGGGUCUGGGGAUCUUGAUGCCCUGGCUGUCCUUGUUCAUCGGUCGCCACCCCCUCAUGUGGUUGUUGGACUUCAUCACGCUGAAUGACAGGAGACUCUGCCUGCUGGCGUACUGGGUGUUUCUGUCUGUCGUGGCCAGUUGCGUUGUGGUACAUCAGAACUAUCAGCGCCAGUCGGGUUCCAAGAAGCACCAGGCGUCGACCAUCGUCAGGAAGUAUUUCCAUCUGAUUGUAGUGGCUACCUACAUUCCAGGGUUGAUCUACGACAGGCAGCUGCUCCACGUGGCAUCUGUGGGUUGCCUGGCGGUUUUCUUGUUCUUGGAGUAUGUGCGUUACUUUCGAAUCAGGCCUGUCGGUCAGCUGCUCAGGCAGUUGCUCACUCUGUUCCUGGACGAGCGGGACUCUGGGCCUCUCAUCCUCACCCACAUUUACCUGCUGCUGGGGAUGUCUUUGCCCAUUUGGCUGUUUCCUGGACCCUGUGCCCCUAAGGGGAUACUUCCAGGGGCGGGUGGCCUGGUGCCCUACGCAGGUGUGCUCGCGGUGGGAGUUGGAGACACUGUGGCCUCUGUGUUCGGCAGUACCAUGGGGGAGAUCCAUUGGCCUGGCACCAAGAAAACCUUAGAGGGGACCGCGACAUCUGUGUUCGCCCAGAUCAUCGCCGUGGCCAUGUUUCUCAUCUUUGACAGCAGCAUCAAUCUGAACACCACCUACUCAUGGAUUGUUGGCUCCAUCACUCUGGUGGCCAUGUUGGAAGCCUACACCUCCCAAAUAGACAACCUGCUGCUCCCACUCUACCUCUUCAUCCUCCUGUUACUUUGAAUGGACCGAUCAUACAAACAAGCAGAUCCACUGCCUGUUUCUCAGCCAUUUCUGGUGGUGAACUUGGGACAAAAAAAGCUGUCUUUCGUAGUCUGUGGACAUGAUCACAAACUGUAGUUAUUUUUGACUAGCACAAGGCGAUCGAAAGCAGUCAAAUUAACCGACCAGGGUAUCGACAAACCUUUACAUGCGACAGUGUUGGCAUGACAGUCUGUUGUCUUUAGAUCAUUUUCAGUAUCCUUUGCAAUGACCAAUGGAACAUUUUAGAUCAAGUCUGAACCUCGCGACAGAGGUGGCGUAUGUUUUCUCUGCCACUGACACCAACAGCUCCUAAAUUAUGCAACAGGAGACUCAGUUUAGCAGAGUGUGGAGGAGAAAAAAAGUGUUUCUUAAAUAGAAAUCCUGGACACGUUUUUAUAAUCGGCAAGAAAUACACAAAUGUCCUGUCGUUUUUGUUUCAUUAACAGAUACAUGCCUUGUAUUGCCUUUCGAAGAACAUAAUUUAAAGUUAUCUUAUUGAUAUGUCUUUUAAUCAACUUUCUCACGUCUAGGCUAUUAUUUUUGCCUCCCUGAUGGCAAUAUGAAGAAGUUUCUUCUGAAAAUACUUGCCUUAAGAAGUAUAUUUUCUAUCACACACAACCUACCAUAGUAGAAGCUGUACACGCUAGCAUGGCAGCCCAUUUCAACUCUUAUUUAAAGGGCUGAUUUAUACUUAUAUAUGGUAGAAACACACUAUGCUCCUGCAUGAGACUGAUGUGAUAAUGCAGUACUGUAACGUGUAUGCCGGUUAUCCUACCGCAUAUAUUUUUGUCAGAUAAAUCAACUUUGCUUAGCAGUUUGUGGUUUAAUGGGACCCUGCACCCCUUCAAUAUCUACAUUUCCUUGUAAUACUGAGCCUUUAGUGUUUUGUUUUUUGGGGCUUUGUAGAUAUGCUUUUGGGCCACACCCAUGCACACAGGCCUUUACGUUUUGGCAACUUUUACAGCAAGAUUUACUUCUAAAUUAUUGUUUUAUAUGCUUUAUAGCAAUAUACUCUAAUUUUUAUUGGGUUUGAUCUCUUCAUUUGUAGAUAAGGAAAUGGAGCUGGUUUCAGUUCAUCUGUAAAAGUUCUGAAGUGUUUCUUUUUUGUUUGUUUGUUUGUUUUAAUGUUGUGAUAAUGUUUAUUAGCCUGAUCCUGCUGGUGUGUUUCUUUUUCCAACAUUCUUACAUUUUGAAAGAAAAAUUUAGUAUUGCAUGUUUCAGAACAUCUGAGAACAAACAAAGCUUUUUUUGUUUUGGGGGGAUUUUGGUUUGUUUGUUUGGUUUUUUGAGGAUUGAGAUGUAGGACCUUUGUGAGCGACUGUACUUUAACAACACAAAGAUUAUCCUUUUGCUUUUUCACUUUGAUUUGUGACACUAACACAAGAAGUUUGAAUGCUGCGCUUGAUAAUUACACGUACAUAAAGCUUUGUCUUUUUCAUUUUAAGUUAGGUCUUAAAAUGAACAUACUUGAAAGCAGAGAUGCUCGCUGUUGUCUGUAAAUGGAGGAAUUCAUUGUCUUAUUUGGGCACAAAUCAUUUAAAAAGAUCUUGCACAAGAAUAAAGCUGUUGACAAUGCUGAUGAGGAAAUGCUUAAUAAAGGUGGGUGGAAAUGUCAGUUGCACAGUGAAAUCUCCAUGGAGACUUGAUCAAAAAAAAUGUUUAUUUAAAUUUUUUUUUCAGCCACAAUUUAAAACACUUUUCCAGCAAAUUUAUAAUUAAGUUAGAAAAAAUUAUUAGUCUAAAUGCUGGUUAGUAAGGAACCAGAGAAUGGCCAAGCUUGCAAUUUUUUUUUUCUUAUAAAACUAGUUUAAUUCUUCUGUUACCCUCUUUUUGUGAUAACUUGACAUAAGCAGACUGACUAAGCAGUUGCACAGACUGAAUUUGUCAAACCAGCAUUCCCCAAUCUUUGAGCAACGCAAAAGCAGUACUGGCAGCAUGUGAACACUGACAAACUGAACUACGGGUGGCAGAGCAGUAUAUUUUCCCAAGGACGAUCAAAUCAAAACUGCACACAAACGCAAAAAUUUCAAACCCAGAAUAUCGGAUGAAAGCAACACUGCUGCAACCAAAUCAGCAGCGUGUGAGACUGUGAUCGAAAAAGGGCUGUACAGUAUGUAAUUUAAAAAAAAAUCCUAUGAAUGUGUGUGUGUGCUUUAAGUGUUUUGACUGAAAAAGUGCAAUAUCAAUAAAGUCUAUUUAAAGCCAGGAAGGAAAGCUGGUUAAAUACGGAGUUAAUAGACUUAUUACAAUGUUAUUAAAACAUGGUUUCAAGUGUUAACUUAAUUAUAAUGCUGCAUGUUGCAAAAUCAGCCUGGUGUUGAGCUGUUUUCUUGUGGCAUGCAAGAAAGUUUAGGUGUAGUCUUUCAACUGCAAACCUACAGAGAAGACAGCAGCUAAUCCAUGGCCUGGACUUCCUUUAAAUAUGAUAUGAUAUGGUUCAUAUACACGUGACAGAUGAGCAUGUUUCACUUUUGACAUGACCAAGGAAAAAAAUGCAUCUCAAAGCCUCUUUCCCAGAUGUACACUAUUUCAAAGAAAUGCUCAACUGGGUCUUCCUCCCCUCAUCACUUCCCACAGGUCAUGCCACAUGGGAUUCCCUCCCUGAUCCUGGUUAUUCUGAAGCCAUCUUCCUGUUAAGAGGGAGUUUUUCCUACUCACUGUUGCCAAGUUCUCACUCAUAGGGAGUCAUCAGAUUGCUGGGAUUUUCUCUUCAUUAUUGUAGGGUCUUUACCCUAAAAUAUUAUAUUUUAUAUAAAUAUAAAACUGUGAUUUAGUCCUACAUAAACAGAAUUGAAUUGAAUGGCAAAGCAUAGCAAAACAUUCAGUUUGAAUGUGCCCCAAAACAACUAUACUAGAAGUUUAAGAUAUUAACAAAAAUGUUUUGCAGACAGGACAGGCUUUAGGACCGUCUAUCCUGGGUUUGAAUCCCCUAGCCGACCACUCUGUGGAGUUUGUAUAUUCUCCCUGUGCCUGUGUGGGUGAUCUCCAGGUACGCCGGCUUCGUUCCACACUCUAAAAACAUGCAAGUUAGGUUAACUGGUGACUCUAAAUUGACCGUAGGUGUGAAUAGACCACAAUAGACUGUCAACCUGUCCAGGGUGUAGCCACCUCUCAGUAGCCCAGUGACUCCAAAUUGUUCAA
Messenger RNA from Oreochromis niloticus (Nile tilapia), 5018 nucleotides. RefSeq names its product dolichol kinase (gene dolk). Gene Ontology annotation, biological process: dolichyl monophosphate biosynthetic process. Gene Ontology annotation, molecular function: dolichol kinase activity. The record is from RefSeq and is a predicted model, not a curated record. NCBI's taxonomy places the organism in Eukaryota, Metazoa, Chordata, Actinopteri, Cichliformes, Cichlidae. Gene Ontology annotation, cellular component: endoplasmic reticulum membrane. The transcript is spliced from 2 exons. The coding region runs from base 285 to 1856 and encodes 523 amino acids.